Messenger RNA from Notolabrus celidotus (New Zealand spotty), 3905 nucleotides. RefSeq names its product cap methyltransferase 1 (gene cmtr1). The record is from RefSeq and is a predicted model, not a curated record. Gene Ontology annotation, cellular component: nucleus; cytoplasm. The transcript has 24 exons. NCBI's taxonomy places the organism in Eukaryota, Metazoa, Chordata, Actinopteri, Labriformes, Labridae. Gene Ontology annotation, molecular function: methyltransferase cap1 activity; protein binding; nucleic acid binding. Gene Ontology annotation, biological process: 7-methylguanosine mRNA capping. Bases 426 to 2903 code for a protein of 825 amino acids.
CAGAAAACAAAGGACCCUUGGAAUCUAUCGAAAACAGGACGCGGGCUAAUGCAAACUUCAGAAAAUAGUGUGUUUAUCUCAGAAGAUUCCACGCACAUUUCUUCCAGCUAAGACAUCCCGAAGUAUAUGUGGAGUUAACGUGUAGUCGCGACUGUCUCAUCACAGAAGAGUGCAGUUUAUCCUCAGAGCUGGUAAAAAAAUCAAGCGGGCUAACUCAGCGAGCUAACCGCUCUACGGCUGCUACAGCUGCGCAGUUUCGUUUCACUGAAAACACCGAAAACACCUCCACUGACACUAACCAGCCGAGCCUGCUCAGUCUAGUUGUGUUUUUCCUCGUGAAGUGUACCACGGAUUGUGGCAUGGGCUGACUUUGUCUAACUUUGGUAGCUUUGGGUUGCUAACUACAACAUAAACACAAAGCCAGGAUGAAGAGAAGAAUCGAGGCUCCAGCGUCACAGCUUGGGAUAAAAAGACAGCGUGAGGACAGCAGCUCAGAUGAUGAGUCACAAUUAUCCAGACAAGAUUCAAGCCAAAAUGAUUCCCUCAGCGACCAGGAUGACCACAGACCCGGAUUCUCCAUGCCCUCCAUAUCAUCCUUUGAUGACCAAGAUGCUGAUGGCAACCAGGCCUCCUCUGAUUUCUCCAUGUACAACAGUGUGUCACAGAAACUCAUGGCCAAAAUGGGUUUCCGUGAGGGUGAAGGUCUGGGUAAAUUUGGCCAAGGACGCAAAGAGAUUGUGGAGGCUUCGACUCAGCGAGGGAGAAGAGGUCUCGGUCUCACGCUGCAAGGUUUUCAAGGGGAGCUUAACGUGGACUGGCGGGAUGAACCAGAGCCAAGUGCUGUAGAAAAAGUGGACUGGUUCCCAGAAUGCACCACAGAAACUCCGGAUUCAGAUGAGCUAAGGGACUGGAUGAUUCUGGGACGGAGAAAACUGAAGAUUGAGGACGAGACAGAGUUUUGUACUGUAGACCUCCUGCACACUGUUUUAAGGUGCAAGACGGUGUUUGAUAACCUGGAGAGUGAGGAGAUGAGGAGAGCACGGACACGAUCCAACCCCUAUGAGACCAUCAGAGGAGGGAUCUUCCUCAACAGAGCAGCUAUGAAAAUGGCAAACAUUGACCACUGCUUUGACUCCAUGUUUACCAACCCAAAGGAUUCACAAGGGAAACCAGCGACAAGGGACCGUGACGGUGAGCUUCUGUACUUCGGUGACGUCUGUGCAGGGCCUGGAGGCUUUUCAGAGUACAUCCUGUGGAGGAGGCGCUGGCAUGCUAAAGGCUUUGGCAUGACGCUGAAAGGACCCUGUGACUUCAAACUGGAAGAUUUUUAUGCAGCACCAAGCGAGCUGUUUGAGCCUUAUUACGGGGAGGGAGGCGUGGACGGGGACGGAGACAUCACUCGGCCAGAAAACAUGACCGCUUUCAGGAACUUUGUCCUGGAGAGCACAGAGAAAAGAGGAUUGCACCUUCUCAUGGCAGAUGGGGGUUUCUCUGUGGAAGGACAGGAAAACAUCCAGGAGAUCCUGAGCAAACAGCUGCUGCUCUGUCAGUUCCUCACUGCCCUCUCUACACUCAGGACAGGUGGUCACUUUGUCUGUAAGACCUUUGACCUCUUCACUCCCUUCAGUGUGGGGUUGGUGUACCUGCUCUACCUCUGCUUCGACAGGAUCUCGCUCUUCAAACCUGUCACCAGCAGGCCGGCCAACUCUGAGAGGUACAUCGUGUGCCGCAGUCUGAAGCCUGGCUCAGAAGCCGUCAGGGAAUACAUGUUCAGAGUCAACCUGAAACUGAACCAACUGAAGAACACAGACACUGACGUCACAGAUGUGGUUCCCCUCAGCAUCAUCAAAGAGGACACAGACUUCUACCAGUUUAUGAUCAACUCCAAUGAGAGCCUGUGUGCGGUCCAGAUCAAGGCCUUGGCCAAAAUUCAUGCCUUUGUGGUCGACCCGACACUCUCAGAGACGAGGCAAGCAGACAUUAGGAAGGAGUGUCUGAAACUAUGGGGGGUCCCAGACAAGGCCAGAGUCACUCCGGCCUCCUCAGAUGCAAAGAGUAAAUUCUAUGAGCUGCUUAAGAAUCCAGAUGUGGAGUCGUUCCAGUAUAAGCUCACGCUUCUCAACUCCACCACGCUCGAGAAGUUGCGCCACAUCCUCGACCACAGGUGCAUCGUGGGAGGAGGAGAGCAGAUUUUCCUCUUAUCGCUGGGGAAGUCUCAGAUCUACACAUGGGAUGGGAGGAUGCCUUUGCGCUGGAGAAAACUGGAGAAUUUCAAGCUUGAGCUGCCAAGAGAUACACUCCUUAGUGUGGAGAUCGUCCAAGAGCUGAAGGGCGAGGGGAAAGCUCAGCGCAGAAUCAAUGCAGUUCAUGUGAUGGAUGCUCUGAUUCUGAACGGAACUGAUGUGAGAGACAAACACUUUAACCAAAGGAUCUACAUGGCUGAGAAGUUUGUGAAGGCUGUGGCCAAACCCAGCAGACCAGACAUGAACCCUAUCAGAGUGAAAGAGGUUUACAGACUGGAGGAAAUGGAGAAAAUCUUCGUCAGACUGGAGAUGAAAGUGACAAAGAGCUCAGGAGGAGUCCCACGUCUGUCCUACACGGGCAGAGACGACAGACACUUCCUCCCCACGGGCCUUUACAUCGUUAAGACCGUCAAUGAGCCAUGGACGAUGGCGUACAGUAAAAACUCCAAGAUGAAGUUCUUCUACAACAAGACCACCAAGGAGUCGACCUAUGAAAUGCCACCGAGCUCUGCCGCCCCCUUCCAGGUUUGCCACUCAGAGCGGCUCUUCUGGGCCUGGGUGGAUGGCGUCAUCGUUCAUGAUUCGCAGACUCGGAUGGAUCCUGAGAAACUGUCCAAAGAUGAUGUCCUGUCCUUCGUCCACCAGAACUACCAACCCUAAAACGCUACCAGAGACCCAGAGCUGCACCAGAGCCAUACCUGAACUCAGAAUGCACUAACUUAUGGAGGAUACAGAGCCUUGAAAGUGUAUCAUACAACGCCUUACUUGGUUUCAAAUGUGACGGUGAAAGAGGAAUUGAUAGACCGUACACCCCCCAUCCCUUUUUUUUAUUUCCAGUUGAAUAUUAAACUGAUCUUUGAACAUUUUAGAGCGGUUUUCCUCUCAAUUAUUCCGCUGAAAGAAAUUAUAAUCAGGUUGUAGCUGUAGCUCUGGUGCUCAGGGGAGCAAACAGCAGCUGUGGGUGGGAUUUGUACUGUCUCUCUACCUUUUCCACUGCCCUGUGCUCACCUCAGAGCAGUGUGGGGACAAUAAGCUGCUGUAGUCCCUGGAUUAGAUUGCAUGACCCUGUAGGUAAUUUUUUUUUUACAGUUCCUUGUAGCCAUAGAAUGCCUGUGUGUGAGAGAGAGAGUGCAUAUUUAGGAAAUGCUUCUGCAGUUUGGAUCAUGCUACAUUACAUAGUUACAAAUGUUAAACUAUGCAUCCCUGUCUGUAAAAACUUUGCUUGCCUUGCUCUACACCUGCUUGGUAUACGGCUGCUCCUCUCCUCGUCUCCAAAGAAACCAUAAUCUGUUUACACACACUCUUAUUCAAACUGUCGCUGAAGCUGAAACAAAACUGACAUUUUAAUCAACUGUAGAGCUUAUCCUCAACAUCACUGCAGCUUUUAAACCGGUAACAGAUGUAGCAGCAUUUAUAAAAAAAAGAAAUUCAUCAUGUUUGUGAGAUUGUUUGUGUGUGUUUGAGAUUUCAAAGCUUCCUGUUGGGCUUUUGUUUUUGUUCUCCUCUGACACCACUCUGUGAUUGUGCCUCAUAUCAUCUUGAAGGUGUGUUUCUGAAGCACUGCAAACUUUUCUCUUGUAAAGUGAGGUUUCAACCCCUUUGAUGUAAAUAAUGAUAAGGUAGUAAAUAAACGGGAGAUGCUCUUCCAAGAAAUAUUUUUAA